This is a messenger RNA of Chanos chanos (milkfish), 1554 nucleotides long. It is a transcript of the gene slc2a11b, whose product is annotated as solute carrier family 2 member 11b. The transcript is spliced from 12 exons. Gene Ontology annotation, biological process: dehydroascorbic acid transport. The record is from RefSeq and is a predicted model, not a curated record. Lineage: Eukaryota; Metazoa; Chordata; Actinopteri; Gonorynchiformes; Chanidae. Gene Ontology annotation, cellular component: plasma membrane. The coding region runs from base 1 to 1554 and encodes 517 amino acids. Gene Ontology annotation, molecular function: D-glucose transmembrane transporter activity.
AUGGGCAAAGAAAAUGGGGAUCUCACAGAAUAUCAGCCCUUGCUUAAAGAUGUCAGAGAACCAGAGGUGCGGCAAAUAAAGAUUCCAAGCAAGUCUCUGCUCUUCGCGGUCUGGGCUGCGUGUAUUGGAGGAACUUUCCAGUAUGGUUAUAACAUCUCCAUCAUCAAUGCUCCAACCAAGGCAGUGCAGAAUUUUAUCAACAAGACUUGGAUGGAACGGUAUGACUCUGAGAUAUCUGGCCAGUUUCUCACAUUUCUGUGGUCUGCCAUAGUGUCCAUUUUCACCAUCGGUGGGCUCGUCGGGGCCUCUAUCGGUGGGACGCUGGCCAUCCGAUUCGGAAGGAAAGGGACAUUGUUACUAAACAACAUAUUUGCCUUGCUGGCUGCGUUCUUCAUGGGUCUGAGCUAUCCUACAAGCACCUUUGAACUGCUAAUCAUCGGACGCUUUCUAACCGGGUUAAACGCAGGCAUUGGCAUAUGUGUCCAACCUCUGUACUUGGGUGAGAUCGCUCCCAGAGCUCUCCGUGGUGCUAUGGCAAUGGGCACGUCAAUUUUCAUCACAGGAGGAAUCCUAACUGGCCAAGUGAUUGGACUCAACGAGUUGUUGGGGAAAGAGGAAUACUGGCCUAUCCUGUUAUCCACGACUUGUAUCCCAGCGCUGCUCCAGCUUGUCAUUCUUCCAUGGUUCCCGGAGAGCCCGCGCUACCUGCUGAUCGACCGUGGGGACGACCUCGCAUGCAAAAGGGCUCUAACACAGCUUCACGGAGCGGAUAACUACCAUGGAGAGAGAGAAGACAUGGAGAGGGAAAGGGUCAGCGCAGCGGGAAUCAAACCCAAAAAACCCUGGGAGCUAUUCACGGACCGUAGCCUGCGCUGGCAGCUCCUGACAGUGAUCCUGCUAAACAGCGCACAGCAGCUCAACGGCAUCAACGCAAUUUACUUUUAUGCAGAUUACGUGUUUUCUCAAUCUGGUAUUCCGCCGGACAAGAUUCCGUACGCGACGGUGGGAACUGGAGCGUGCGAAUGUUUAACGGCCCUAACCUGUGGUCUGCUGAUUGAAUCGCUUGGACGACGAGUCCUCAUCAUCGGAGGAUACACUUUGAUGGCGCUGUGGUGUAUUUGCUUCACAGUGACUCUCACCUUUCAAGAAUCCAACCCAUGGGUACCUUACCUCAGCAUGAUGUGUGUUUUUGCUUUCAUUCUGAGCUUCGGCUUGGGACCAGGCGGCGUGACCAAUAUUCUCACCACGGAACUGUUCACGCAGACAGCCCGGCCUGCGGCUUACAUGACUGGCGGCUCCGUGAACUGGCUCAGUUUCUUCCUCAUAGGGAUGAUUUUCCCAUUUAUCGUGAACGGCCUACAGCAAUACUGUUUCCUUGUGUUCUUGGUCAUUUGCUGCCUGGUGGCAACGUAUAUCUUCCUGGUUGUGCCGGAAACCAAAAACAAAACCUUUCUUGAAAUCCAAACAGAAUUCAAUUUGAGAGACAGGAGAAAACUUGCUACAGCUAAUAGUACAGAUGGUCCUAGAGCCACACUGCUAUCACCGCCUCUGUGA